This is a messenger RNA of Serinus canaria (Common canary), 1870 nucleotides long. It is a transcript of the gene NAA40, whose product is annotated as N-alpha-acetyltransferase 40, NatD catalytic subunit. The transcript is spliced from 9 exons. The record is from RefSeq and is a predicted model, not a curated record. Lineage: Eukaryota; Metazoa; Chordata; Aves; Passeriformes; Fringillidae. Gene Ontology annotation, cellular component: nucleus. Gene Ontology annotation, molecular function: protein N-terminal-serine acetyltransferase activity; histone H4 acetyltransferase activity; histone H2A acetyltransferase activity. The coding region runs from base 248 to 892 and encodes 214 amino acids.
GGCUCGGCCUGAGGGAAAAGAGAGCAGGGGUGGGGCCUGCGAGGCGGAUUUGGGGCCGCCCGAACUGGUGGAGGGUCGCCGCGAGGGGACGCGGGAGUUCUGCGAGGGAAUUUGGGGUCGUCUGAGAGGCUGGGAGGUCACCGCGAGGCCUUACGGGGGUUCUGUGAGGGCGUUUGGGACCGUCUCAGUGAGGAAGUCGAGCAGGGCCAAGGAGAAGAAGCAGCGGCGGCUGGAGGAGCGCGCGGCCAUGGCAGCCGUCUGUGCCAAGGUGGAGGCUGCCAACAAACUCCGGGAUCCCCUCGAGGCCUUCCCGGUGUUCAAAAAGUACGACAGGAAUGGGCUGAACGUGUCCAUCGAGUGUUGCCGUGUGUCCGGCCUGGAGCCAUCCACCCUGGACUGGGCCUUUGAGCUGACCAAGGCCAACAUGCAGAGCCUGUACGAGCAGAGCGAGUGGGGCUGGAAGGAGCGGGAGAAGCGGGCGGAGCUGCGGGACGAGCGCGCCUGGUACCUGCUGGCCCGCGAGCCCGGGGCCCGCCCCGUGGCCUUCUCGCACUUCCGCUUCGACGUCGAGUGCGGCGACGAGGUGCUCUACUGCUACGAGGUGCAGCUGGAGAGCCGCGUGCGGCGCCGGGGGCUGGGCAAGUUCCUGCUGCAGAUCCUGCAGCUCGUGGCCAACAGCACGCAGAUGAAGAAGGUGAUGCUGACGGUGUUCAAACACAACCACGGAGCGCUGCAGUUCUUCCGAGAGGCCCUGCAGUUCGAGGUGGACGCCUCCUCUCCCGGCGCCUCCGGCUGCUGCGGGGACGAUUCCUCCUACGAGAUCCUGAGCCGCAGCACCCGCUUUGGGGACCCCCACCCCGGGGGGGGCCCCUGCGCCGGCUGCUGCCACUGAGACCCCCCUGAGACCCCCCUGAGCCCCCCAGAGACCCCCGGGGUUCUGGGGGCCAAGGGGAGUUUUGGGGGUUUUUUUUUUUUGGGAUUUUUUUUUGAUUUUUCGUUGUUUUUUUUUUCAGCCGUUUUGUUUGUAUGGGAUAAAUAAAUAAAUAAAUAAUAAUGAGGAAGGUUUAAUUAUGGCUAAUAUGGGGGCGGGGCUAUGCUAAUGAGAGGCAUGGUCUAGGCGAAGUGUUAUGACUAAGUAUGUUAAUAUGGGGCGGGGUUGUGCUAAUGGAAGGCGUGGUCCAUAUAUGAAACAUUAUUAUGGCUCAAUUAUGUUAAUGAGGGGGCGGAGCCAUGCUAAUGAGAGGGCUAACCUAUGUCCUGCCAAUGUUAUGAUUGAUUUAUGUUAAUGAGGGGGCGGAGCUAUGCUAACGAGAGGGCUGACCUAUGUGCUGCCAACGUAUAUGAUUGGAUUAUGUUAAUGAGGGGCGGAGCUAUGCUAAUGAACGGCGCAGUCCAUAAGAGCGCUGCUGUUUAUGUUAAUGAAGGGCGUGGUUAAGCGGGGGGCGGGCUCAAAAGCGUUAAAGUCGCGCGCCGGAAGUGACGUCAGAGAGCAGCGCCGCCGCCGCCGCCAUGAUGCCGCCGGUCGCCCUCACCGCCCGCUCCCUCCUGCGCUCCGCGGCCCGGCCGGGCCCGGCCCCGCGCUGGCUCCGCUCGGGGCCCGCGCAGAGCCCCGUGAGCACCGGGGACACCGUGCUGGGCUUGGCCGCCGUGUUCGUCUCCUUCUUCGUCCCCGCCGCCUGGGUGCUCGGCCACAUCCAGGACUACAAGAAACGCGAGGAGUGAACCGGGCCCGCCGCACCGGGACCAGCACCGGGACCAGCACCGGGACCAGCACCGGGACCAGCGCCGGGACCACCGGGAGGCGACGCCCCCGCCAUGGGACCCCCCUCCAUUCCCCCCCUCCCCAAUAAAGGCCGCGGAUUCCUCCUGA